This is a messenger RNA of Coregonus clupeaformis (lake whitefish), 3284 nucleotides long. RefSeq names its product long-chain-fatty-acid--CoA ligase 3-like. The transcript is spliced from 15 exons. Gene Ontology annotation, biological process: long-chain fatty-acyl-CoA metabolic process; neuron differentiation; long-chain fatty acid metabolic process. The record is from RefSeq and is a predicted model, not a curated record. Lineage: Eukaryota; Metazoa; Chordata; Actinopteri; Salmoniformes; Salmonidae. Gene Ontology annotation, molecular function: long-chain fatty acid-CoA ligase activity. Bases 544 to 2709 code for a protein of 721 amino acids. Gene Ontology annotation, cellular component: lipid droplet; plasma membrane; endoplasmic reticulum.
UUUCCAUCACAGACCGGCCCCCAGCACGCGCCACCUCAACGAGUCCAAUCAAAAGCCAGGGAAUGCCUCCUGUGCAAUAAUACCAUGACGACGCGCCUGUCACUUCCGAGCUGCGAGCUGCGACCAAUAUCAGCAGACAGACGAUAAGGGAAAUCAAUUGCAAUUCGUGCAAUUGGAUACCGAAUUCAUGAAAUAAAAGAACGCAUUCUCUUUCGUCGCUGAUACACCAGGUGUUUUAUUCAAGGAGUAAGGUGUUGCUGCCAUUGUCAUCAGAUAAACACACAAGGGCAGAAGAAGAAGGACCAGGAAAUGAAUACCUUGCCCGAGUCAGUGGCAGCAGGUUUACGACCCCUCAUUCCCUCUCCAACCAUUCACACCUCAGGGUUAGAGGAGCUGUCCCAGUGAUAAACUACCUGCUCAGAGCAUAAACCCUGGGACCCUUCCUUAGGGUUAGAGGAGCUGUCCCAGUGAUAAACUACCCGCUCAGAGCAUAAACCCUGGGACCCUUCCCUGGGUUCUAAAGUGAAAUAACACCCGGUCAGGAUGAAACUGAAAGAGGAUCUGAACCCGAUGCUGCUGCUGCUCUUCCAGGUGACAGUGUGGCUGUACUCUAUCCUAGCCUUCCUCCCCUCCUACCUCUUCAGCUCUGUGUCAGAAUCAGACGCAGGCCUCGGCUCAGAACAGGAGAGGGCUCAGAGACUCAAGGCCCAUUCUGUGACGGGUCGCCCCGCGGGCCCCUACAGGGCUAUGGGCACCACCAAGAGGCUGGUGUCGUCCCUGCACCCCGGGGUGGACACACUGGAUAAGGUGUUUGAGGACGCAUCCAGAAGGUUCCCUGACAGAGACUGCCUGGGCACCAGAGAGGUGGUCAUGGAGGAGGAUGAGCGACAGAGCAACGGAAAGGUCUUCAAGAAGGUGAUCCUGGGGCAGUACCGCUGGCUGUCCUAUGCUGAGACCCACAAGGCAGCAGCCCGCUUUGGCAGUGGUCUUGCAGCGCUGGGCCAGAGGGCCCACAACAACAUUGCCAUCUUCUGUGAGACCAGGGCUGAGUGGGUCAUAGCCGCACAGGCGUGCUUCAUGCAAAACUUCCCUUUGGUCACUCUGUACUCUACCCUGGGGGGUCCGGCCAUCACUCACGGUCUGAACGAGACAGAGGUCAGUCACAUCAUCACCAGCAGAGAGCUACUGGAGACCAGACUCAAGUUCAUCCUUCUGGAGGUGCCCAGGCUGCAGCACAUCAUCGUGGUGGAUGACACACCCACCAAGUGGCCCGGUUACCCACGAGGCAUCAGUGUCCACAACAUGGCCACCGUCCAGGAGCUGGGGACCAAGCCUGAGAAUGGUAAACACACAGUGUCUCGUGGGCGUAAACAGCCCAUGCCCUCUGACAUCGCUGUCAUCAUGUACACCAGCGGCUCCACUGGCAUACCCAAGGGCGUCAUGAUCUCCCAUAGUAACAUCAUUGCUGGCAUCACUGGCAUGGCAGAAAGGAUACCCAACCUGGGUGAGAAUGACACCUACAUCGGAUACCUCCCCCUGGCCCAUGUGUUGGAGCUGAGUGCAGAGCUGGUGUGUGUGGCUCACGGCUGCAGGAUCGGAUACUCCUCCCCCCAGACACUAGCGGACCAGUCAACAAAGAUUAAAAAAGGCAGUAAAGGAGACACCAGUGUUCUGCAACCUACUCUUAUGGCAGCUGUGCCGGAGAUAAUGGAUCGUAUCUAUAAGAAUGUGAUGACCAAGGUGGAGGAGAUGAGCAGUGCUCAGAGGACUCUGUUCACUCUGGCCUACAACUACAAGCUGGAGCAGCUCUCCAAAGGACACAGCACACCGCUGUGUGACAACCUGGUGUUUAAGAAGGUUCGGUCCCUCCUGGGGGGGAAGACCAGGGUGCUGCUGUCGGGCGGGGCGCCCCUCUCUGCCGCCACCCAGCGCUUCAUGAACGUGUGCUUCUGUUGCCCCGUGGGCCAGGGCUACGGCCUCACUGAGACGUGCGGAGCUGGCACCAUCAGCGAGAUGUGGGACUACAGCACGGGGCGAGUUGGAGGACCGCUCGUUUGUUCUGAAAUCAAGCUCAAGGAUUGGGUGGAGGGUUGCUACCACAGCACAGACACGCCCAACCCACGAGGCGAGAUCCUGAUUGGCGGGCCCAACGUUACCAUGGGUUACUACAAGAACGAGGCCAAGAACCAGGACUUCUUUGUGGACGACAACGGCCAGCGCUGGUUCUGUACAGGAGACAUAGGAGAGAUCCAUCCUGAUGGAUGCCUCAAGAUCAUUGAUCGUAAGAAGGACCUGGUUAAGCUCCAGGCUGGAGAGUAUGUGUCUCUGGGGAAGGUGGAGGCCAUGCUGAAGAACUGCCCCCUUAUAGACAACAUCUGUGCCUACGCCAACAGCGAUGAGAUGUACGUGAUUGGCUUUGUGGUGCCCAAUCAGAAGCAUCUGCUGUCGCUAGCGGAGCAGUAUCGUAUCCGGGGCUCGUGGGAGGAGCUGUGUAACAACGCUGCCAUGGAGGAGGUGGUCCUGCAGGUCAUCACUGAGGCCGCCCUAUCAGCCCAGCUGGAGCGGUUUGAGAUCCCCCGUAAGAUCCGUCUGAGUCCCGACCCCUGGACCCCCGAGACGGGCCUGGUGACUGACGCCUUCAAGCUCAAACGCCAGCAGCUGAAGAGCAAGUACCAGGACGACAUCGAGAGAAUGUACGGCGGGAAAUAGGACCAGACCAGACCAGAACCUCUCCAAGCACAGAGCCAGCAUCUGCCUCAAGCCUCCCAGCUCCGUCCUCCUAUCCCCACCCGACCACCAUCCCGGACGAGCCCCCAGAAGCACUCAAAUUACUUUAAUCUACUUUGUUCUCAUGAGACCAAAAAAGAUAGACAGAGAGAGAGAGAUAGAUAGAGAAACAGAUUGAGAGAGAUAGAGGGAGAGAAAUAGCGAUAUCAAAGAGAGGAGGCUGUGUUGUUGCAAUAUUUCUACUGUUCCUUUAUUCAAUGAAAUGGCUUUGCUUAAAAAUUCUAAUCAAUAGACAAUAGCCUAGCCCUGAAGAAUGUUGGAGAGAAUGAUUAGUUAGGUGAGAGUAAGUAAGGGGUGUUGUUGGAACACCCUAAUAUCUCCAUGUUCAUUCCACUUCUUGCCCUCUUUGGAGAUGAUUUUCCUCCAGAUGUGAGUUAUGAGACAGGCCAGGUAAGGUCAUGUUGCCUGUGGAGCCAGUUGAGCUCUGUGUGCGCGUGUGCGCGCGUGUGUGUGUGUGUGUGUGUGUGUGUGUGUGUGUGUGUGUGUGUGUGUGUGUG